CUACACUUGGGAAACAACAUGAAGAUUGUCUACUAUCCCACUGGAUGACAUUGUUUUACAGCAGAGGAUGUCUUUCUGACUGGCAGGUUAUGAAUGUGUUCCCUGGAUAUGCUUCCUGUUAUCAACCAGAGCACUGAAUCUCUUCAGAAACCAGCCCCUCUUUAAUACUUGCGUAAAGAGUUGAGGUUCUUCUAGCAAUGAGUUCUCAAAGCCAUUCAGAUGGACUUUCUGGCAGGGACCAGCCAGUAGAGUUACUAAAGCCAACCAGAGUAAACCACAUGCCAAGUUCUGUUGAUGUGACCACAGCACUACCUUUGCAAGUUGCACCAUCCGUUGUCCCCAUGGAUCUCCACUUGGACCAUCAGUUUUCCAUGCCCGUGACAGAGCCUACGUUACGAGAACAGCAGCUCCAACAGGAACUUCUGGCCCUCAAACAAAAGCAGCAGAUCCAGAGACAGAUCCUCAUAGCAGAAUUCCAGCGACAGCAUGAUCAGCUGUCUCGUCAGCAUGAAGCUCAGCUGCAUGAACAUGUAAAGCAGCAACAGGAGAUUCUGGCAAUGAAACAUCAGCAGGAGCUCUUGGAACACCAGAGAAAGUUAGAACAGCAUCGGCAGGAGCAAGAGUUGGAGAAGCAGCACAGAGAACAGAAACUACAGCAGCUUAAAAACAAAGAGAAAGGAAAAGAAAGUGCGGUGGCAAGCACAGAGGUAAAAAUGAAGUUACAAGAGUUUGUUUUGAAUAAAAAAAAAGCUUUAGCCCAGCGGAAUCUCAACCAUUGCAUUUCCAAUGAUCCUCGUUUCUGGUAUGGGAAAACACAGCACAGUUCUCUUGACCAGAGCUCACCCCCACAAAGUGGAGUAUCGGGUACCUAUAAUCACCCUGUGCUAGGGAUGUAUGAUUCCAAAGAUGACUUUCCACUCAGAAAAACAGCAUCAGAACCCAAUCUCAAAUUGCGAUCCAGAUUAAAGCAGAAGGUGGCUGAAAGACGCAGUAGCCCCUUGUUACGAAGAAAAGAUGGUCCUGUAGUUACAGCUCAUAAGAAGCGGCCCUUAGACGUUACAGACUCUGUGUGCAACAGUGCUCCUGGGUCUGGCCCCAGUUCUCCAAACAAUAGCUCCAGUAAUAUAAGUGCUGAGAAUGGAAUUGCUGGAUCAAUGGCAAAUAUUCAAGCAGAGACCAACCUGGCCCACAGACUAGUGAACCGUGAAAGCUCCAUAUCACAGCUUCCUCUGUACACCUCUCCCUCCUUGCCCAAUAUAACAUUAGGACUACCGGCAACCGCCCCUUCCAGUGGGGGAUCAGGACAGCAGGAUGCUGAAAGACUUGUUAUUCCAUCCUUGCAACAACGAAUCUCCUUGUUUCCUGGAACCCAUCUAACCCCUUAUUUGAGUGGUUCGGCUGUGGAAAGAGAUGGGGGAACUACACAUAACCCUCUUCUUCAACACAUGGUCUUACUGGAACAGCCAACGGCACAAAAUCCCUUAGUCCAAGACUGGUAUCUUUCAGGACUGGGGGCUCUCCCCCUCCAUGCGCAAUCCCUGGUUGGCGCGGACCGGCUCUCUCCCUCCAUACACAAACUGCGGCAGCAUCGCCCUCUGGGCCGUACCCAGUCUGCUCCUCUUCCCCAGAAUGCCCAGGCCCUACAGCAAUUAGUGAUUCAACAACAGCAUCAGCAGUUCUUAGAAAAACACAAACAGCAAUUCCAGCAGCAGCAGCUGCACAUUAACAAGAAAAUACCAAAAACAAAUGAAUCUUCUCGCCAGCAUGAAAGCCAUCCUGAAGAGACGGAAGAGGAAUUACGAGAACACCAGGCGUUUUUGGAAGAUGCAUAUAUUGAUAGAAUAUCAAACCAGAAGGAUGCCCAGGGGCUGGCCAGUAUGGUCCAGGUAAAGCAAGAACCCCUUGAGAAUGACGAAGAUGGAGAGAUGCCACAAGAACUAGACCCAGGGCAGAAGCAGGCUGAGCAGGAAUUGCUAUUCAGACAGCAAGCGCUUUUACUGGAGCAGCAACGCAUUCACCAGCUGAGAAAUUACCAGGCAUCCAUGGAAGCUGCUGGUAUCCCUGUGUCCUUUGGAGGGCAUCGGCCGCUUUCUCGUGCCCAAUCCUCACCUGCUUCUGCAAACUUUCCCAUGUCAGUACAGGAGCCACCCUGCAAACCACAGUUCACAACAGGCCUUGUAUAUGAUACGUUGAUGCUGAAACACCAGUGUACCUGUGGAAACACAAACAGUCACCCAGAGCACGCAGGGAGAAUCCAGAGCAUUUGGUCGCGACUCCAGGAGACAGGUCUUCGUAGCAAGUGUGAGUGUAUCCGUGGAAGAAAAGCAACUCUAGAAGAGCUACAGACUGUUCAUUCAGAAGCCCAUGCAUUGCUUUAUGGUACCAAUCCUCUGAACAGACAGAAAUUGGAUAGUAAGAAACUAUUAGGUUCUCUAACAUCAAUGUUUGUCAGGCUCCCUUGUGGCGGCAUUGGCGUUGACAGUGAUACAAUUUGGAAUGAAGUACAUUCGUCUAGUGCUGCUCGGCUUGCUGUUGGCUGUGUAAUAGAGCUUGUUUUUAAAGUGGCUACAGGAGAACUGAAGAACGGAUUUGCUGUAGUUCGACCUCCUGGUCACCAUGCAGAAGAAAGUACACCUAUGGGUUUCUGCUAUUUCAAUUCUGUGGCAAUUUCCGCUAAACUUCUCCAGCAAAGACUGAAUGUGAGCAAAAUCCUCAUAGUGGACUGGGAUGUGCAUCAUGGCAAUGGUACUCAGCAGGCUUUCUACAAUGAUCCAAGUGUACUUUAUAUUUCACUACAUCGGUAUGAUGAUGGAAACUUCUUCCCAGGCAGUGGAGCUCCUGAUGAGGUUGGCAUAGGACCAGGUGUCGGUUUCAACGUUAAUAUGGCAUUUACUGGCGGUCUUGAUCCGCUAAUGGGAGACACGGAAUACUUGACUGCUUUCAGAACAGUAGUAAUGCCAAUUGCGAAUGAGUUUGCUCCAGAUGUUGUUCUGGUAUCGUCUGGUUUUGAUGCAGUGGAAGGUCAUCCCGCACCUCUUGGAGGAUAUAAUCUGUCAGCAAAAUGCUUUGGGUACCUUACGAAACAGCUGAUGGGGCUUGCUGGAGGACGAAUUGUUCUGGCCCUCGAAGGAGGCCAUGACCUGACAGCCAUUUGUGAUGCAUCUGAAGCAUGUGUUUCUGCUCUUUUAGGAAAUGAGCUUGAUCCUCUCCCUGAAAAAGUAUUACAACAAAGAGCAAAUGACAAUGCAUUGCAUUCUAUUGAAAAAGUCAUUGAAAUACACAGUAAGUACUGGCAUUCACUCCAGCGUUAUUCCUCGACAGUUGGCUACUCUUUGAUAGAGGCGCAAAAGUGUGAGAAUGAAGAAGCAGAAACUGUAACAGCCAUGGCGUCGUUGUCGGUGGGAGUCAAGCCAGCUCCUGACAAAAAGCCAGAUGAGGAACCCAUGGAGCAGGAUCCUCCCCUGUAGCACUCAUCUUCGGGGCUGGAGUUCUCCUGUUUGUUCGUCUUGUCUUGGGGCUCUGCGAGGAAGCUGUCCCUUGUUACUCCUGCAUCUGGUCAUGGUUUACUUCCAGACUACGGAAAGGCAGCCAUGCGUGAAAGAAAGGCAAAAGUUCUCCACAUCUGUACAGAAUAUGCUUAUAGAAGAGGGGAAAUGCAGGUGAAGAGCAGAUAUAUUAAAGACACGCGCACUGAACAUUCCUCCUCUCUCCUAAAGGGGAGCCAAAAGAGGCAAGAAAUCAGUGAAGUAUUUGGCAGAACUGCCAACUUUUUUAAAGGAAACAAAAAAUUUUCACACAGACAUGACAACUUUCUUUUGAAACUGGUGCUUAAAAUUUGAUUACCCUCUGUUUCAGACCACUCAACCCAUAUCGGAAGUUUUUAAUUUUUGUUUUAAUUUUCUGGCUUUUGCCUAUCUGUGAUUCAGACAUUCUCUUCGAAACCCAAACAAUAUGAGGAGGGUUUUUUUCCAUAUGAAGGGUGAAAAGAGAACUUAAGAUUUUUAUACUUAUAUAGAUAUGUACAAGCAGACUAAACAUGUGGUGAGGAAGAACGUUAACCUAGGGGAACAGCCCAGAAAGGAGAUCAGCUUUAAUAUCUCCAAAGCCACCUGAAGAGUUUGUUGUGCCUUUAAAUAAAGAUUGGAUUGAU
Molecule: messenger RNA, 4150 nt
Organism: Euleptes europaea (tarantolino)
Lineage: Eukaryota; Metazoa; Chordata; Lepidosauria; Squamata; Sphaerodactylidae
Gene: HDAC4
Product: histone deacetylase 4
Exons: 26
Coding region: 198-3467 (1089 amino acids)
Biological process (GO): negative regulation of transcription by RNA polymerase II; chromatin organization
Cellular component (GO): histone deacetylase complex
Molecular function (GO): histone deacetylase activity
Source: RefSeq, a predicted model, not a curated record